Messenger RNA from Mycena citricolor, 1143 nucleotides. NCBI's taxonomy places the organism in Eukaryota, Fungi, Basidiomycota, Agaricomycetes, Agaricales, Mycenaceae. The record is from the annotation of a GenBank genome assembly.
CUGCCAUGGACCUUUGCUUGGGCUCCGAUGAAUUCAGUCUUUGGGUUCCUCGGGAAUCGGUGCUGUUAUCUGUUGGUUGCCAUUCUGACUCCUUUGCCAUCCGCACUGCCUUUGCUCCCUUUCGAUCCUUACCACGCCCAAGGGCAAGGUCACUCCACUGUCACUCCAUUUGCCGUACGCUGCGUCAACAUUACGUAGACAGAGGCUAGGGCUGCGUCUCUCGCCCUCUCUUUUGCGGAUCUCGGCUAAUCCAUCUGUCUCAAGAACAAGAACCGCCACAGCUAUGUUUAGUCCCUGGUGAUCGUCAGCCAGCUCGCGUUCCUCAUCAACAAGGAUCGAUCCGGUGUUACAGCACGCUUCAACGCAGUCGCAAUCUCACUCUUCCAAAAAAAAUCGAUCCGAGCUACAAUCUGUCUUGGGGCUUGAUGAGACAGAUGAUGGAUGUGAACCCUGAACAAAUGAGAUGUGUGUCACAUUCGAUCUCUUCGUGCGUGUUGCUGCUCAAUUCCACUAUGAUUAUGACCACUGCGAUCGACGGCAUAAUUGCAGCAGUCGCCCGUCCAUCACACGAUCAUCAAUCCACCCGAGUCUUUGUCUCGUCAAGACGAUUCAAAGGGGUGAAUCAUGACCGCUCUUUCGCAUCGAAGAUGACGAUUAUGAUGGGGUGGGUAAGACGUAUUCACUCAACGAGGUGGCAACAUCAGAGAGAGUUAUCUCAAGGUUCACGUAUAUGCGGCCGUCCUCACACCACCAUAAAGUCUAGCAGCCGCUGACUGCCUAUCCUUACCAAUCGCCGCACUUUCUGGAAGCCCCGGGAGAGAAAUCGACCGCGGCUAGGCACUACUACAUGAACAUCGCCCCCGACAGAUGCUUUGGCAAGGUUAAUUUAUGGCUCGCGAUCGAGAGUGAAAGAGCUCUUUGGACGCCAAAGGAACGAUACGGUAUGUUUGUUCAUGUCGCAAGAGUGUUCGAAGAUGGAUGGAUGGUCAGCAAUGGCACGCAUCCUGACUGGGCCACCGAAUAAUGCUAUCGGGUGGCCGUCUCAUCAUAAGACCAAACUCGAACAGACUCCAAGCACAUUCGCUGCACACUUGCAGUCAAUCGCAGAUAAUUGUGAUGGAUCAGUAUCCAUGGCUUAUCGAC